Molecule: messenger RNA, 3501 nt
Organism: Sclerotinia borealis F-4128
Lineage: Eukaryota; Fungi; Ascomycota; Leotiomycetes; Helotiales; Sclerotiniaceae
Source: the annotation of a GenBank genome assembly
AUGCAUAUCAAGGGCUUCUUUUUGCUGCUGUUGGGUGUUCAUAUCCAAUCGGUAUUUGCUGCACCAUGGGAGGCUCGAAUUAAGGAACGCGACGACUCCAUAGCUUUGUCUUCGACGACCACUUCUACGUCACCGUCGAUCUCAAGUGGCGCAAAAGAUCCUGAAGGCAGCAAUGAGAGCUUCACAGCAACUUCAACCACCGCAUACUCGCAACGGACUUCUUCGUCAAUGACUACAUUAUCUUCGAGUACUGCAAUGUUGACCUCUACUGCUUCAGCACCCUCAAUAAGCGGAGCAGCUACAAGUGUAUUUGUCACAGGUCCAACCUUCAAUUCUACAAUAACACCCGGUCAAUUACCUCUCCAACCCAAGAUCACACCAGGUUUUGCUAUUGUAGGAGUUAUCCUCAUCGCUACUGGCGCAUUGUAUACUUUCAUUGGAAUAAAGAACAAAUGGCUACACAUCUCUCUUUCGACAGGAUACCUUGUCAGUGUUGCCAUCACCGUACUCAUCCUAUACGUGAUGAACUUGCCUGUUAGCAAUUCGGUGCAGGGUGCAUAUGUCGUUGCAAUUGUACUACCUGGAUUCAUUAUUGGAGGAUGCUCAUUAAUCUUCGCAGAGAUGGCCGAGGGUCUUGGAUGCCUUCUGGGUGGGUUUUGCUUCAGCAUGUGGCUGCUUGUGAUGAAGGCCGGCGGACUACUCACCUCAACAAGUGGAAUAUCAGUAUUGAUUGCAUUAAUCAGUAUUGCUGCUUUCUCAUUGUCUUUCAGUCAUUAUACCAGGACAUACGGAUUGAUUGUGUGUAUCUCAUUCGCUGGUUCCACGGCUAUCGUUUUGGGUAUCGAUUGUUUUAGUAGAGCUGGCCUAAAAGAAUUCUGGGCAUACAUCUGGAACUUGAAUUCAAACCUGUUUCCUCUGGGCGCGACUACAUACCCUGUAACAAAAGGGAUUCGUGUCGAGAUUGCUGCAAUUUUUAUUAUAUUCUUAGCUGGUAUAGUGUCUCAAUCGAAGCUGCACAAGAUGAUCCUAGAUCGCCGUGCGCAGAGAAUGGCGGAGCGGCAGGAAAACAAAAGAGUUUUGGAAGAGGAGGAAAUGAAUGUAGCAAAAUCCAUUGAGGAUCAAAACGUCGCAGAAAAAGAACGAUGGGAGCGAAUAUACGGCGAAAAGGUUGGAUCAGGAGAUGAAUCAACAAGAGAUUCUGCACUAGGUGACAUGGAAAGUUCAAAAAGGGGACCUGCUAGCACUGUGACUUCCAUCGGGGAACUUGAUGGAACAGAAAUUGAGAUGUCCGACAUUUCUUCGCCCACAAGACCGAAUGGAGCAGGACUUGUUACGCCUAACGAGAACGGACAGGAUGGAGCAAUCACAGUUCGUGUUGCUCAAGAUAUUGAGCCCAAAGUUGAACAAAACGAGGAUGAAAAUUCUGUACCAUCGCAUCAACUCAGUCAAGGAUCCGAUAAACCUCAAGCAACAACAAGCCUGGCAGAAGAUGGAGUUUGGGUCAUUGGCGCUGACGGAGAAGCUCACCACGCAAGUCGACCUUCCCGGCAACUUUCGAACAGGAUUUCUACUCGAGCAAUAACAGCCACGCCGGAAGUAGUGCCUCUUCCAUUCCAAGUUCCAGAAAACGAACUAGAAGAUAAUCGCUCUUCGAUUGCUACUUUACCGGAUGAAGAACUAGCAGCAGGCAAUAGAGGAUCAAGACGCAUAUCCAGUGGUGGGUCAGCAUUAAUUGAAAGGCUCUAUGUUCGAUCUAAAAGAGGAUCUCAAAGAUAUUCACAAGAUCAAGGUAUUAGCACGGAGGAUUUGGUGAUCCCUUAUGCCAAUGAGGACGACCGUGCAAGUUCUGUUGCCGCAACUGUGGAUGAUCUCAGUGAGGAUGAAGAUAUGGAGAGGGGAAGUUUACGAUCAUCAUUUACUGAUCAAGACUCACCCAUGCCGGAUGCAGAAUUUCUUGCGGAAAGUCAACAAAUCGAGCAAGAUCUAGUAUUGCCAAGUCAGACGACAGCUGAACCACGAGACAAUUUAUCUGGACAAACUGUUUCUUCGUUGCCGAUGGACCUCACCUCCGAAGGUGCUCACAACAAGCUUGCUAGCGCAGUGUCUGGUAUGAGACAGAGUUCCGAGCUUCGGCCAGAAUCGGGAUUUACUGUUGCUACUGACAUUCUUGACCCCCCAAGAAGCGAAAUGUUACCAAAGGAGCCAAUGCAACGAGGGCACUCUUCAACGCCAAGUGGGAAUGAUGCAGCCAACACAAUCCAAUUUGCGGAUGGAGAAAAUGUUGAAGAUGACGAGAAUAGAACUGAAUCCAAAUUCAUGGCAGAGCCAUCCGUCAAAUCUACACCUGACAUUAAAACUACGACAAUCACGAAAGACCGAUUACCUUCGCAGGUUUCGAGAGUUGUCAUAUCAUACCGUACCAACGAGUGGGCGAAACAUUUGGGCCAUGCAGACUCUCCGCAAAUGGAAGAACUGAACAUUUCCGAUGACAUCACCGAAGACUCCAAAGCAGAAUCGGCUGCUCCCGUGGAUGUUGAAGCACUUCAACAAACAGCUCACAGUGCUCUCCCCUCGCCUGCACCACGAUCAUCUGCCCAUCAAUCAAACCAACCCUCAGGUCUGACCAGAUCAAGUUCAACUCAAUCGAAUAUCACCCCUUUCAAGACGAUACCCGAGAAUUCUUCCGUUCAUGGACAUGAUGUACUGACACGAAACUCCUCACAGCAAUCGCCGAGAGGACUCGCAAUGCACCGGUCAUUACGCAGCACUUCAAAUCACAACAUUCCAGAGCCAAUCGUCGAAUUACCAGGGAGGGAAACUACAUCUUCGCAAAGACAAUCUUUCCAGUCGAAUUCUUCUCCAUUUGGAAAUUCCAAUACUCUAAUGGGAAAACGUGACACAAUGCUACGCAACAGGUCAUCUUACUUCCCCACUACAAAUUCUUCCCCACGUUCCAUGGCUCCAACUCCCGAGCCAACUCAAUCUCCCCUUCCACAUUUUCAAUCCGCCUCACCUUCUCAAAUGGGUAGCGAAACGGGUUCCAUUCAUGGUUCACUACGAAAUCAUCACACAAGCCCAUCAUCACCCAUCAUGGUCUCAGCCAGCGAUGACAUGCCCCUCUCCCAGCGGCGCGAACUCAUCCGCCAAUCCACGCAAGCGUUCAUCCAACCCACCACAGCCUUCAACUCUCACCAGCCCCGUCGACAAUCCGGAGCUCCGAAUCCAAUGGUUAGAGAACAACAGUUGGCGACGUGGAGAAAGAGCGUAGCGCAUGAUUUGCAAGCGCAAAGACAGAGGGAGAUGGAGGGGGUGGAGAGACAGAGGAGUGUUUUGUGGAGGGAACGGAAGGGGGAGGAGCAGAGGAGGAUGGUGGAGGAGAGGAGGAGAGGGGAGAGGGAAGUUAGGAGGGAUGAGAUGAUGAGGAUGGUGGGGGGUGGGAUGGAGGGGGCUCAUAGGAGGUUGUUGGGGAGGAUGCAGGAUGAGGCGAGGAAGGUGAUUUGA